UUUUCAGACGUUGUGAGUUACGCAAACAGCAGGAGACAGUUGCUGUUUAACGUUCAGCUGGCAAAGAUUGGGUUGAUGACUUCGCCAACAAGAUGCGCUCUGUGCCAGGCACGUGCCACGCAACUGUGUGGUGCAUGCCGCAAUGUGGUCUACUGCUGCCGGGAGCACCAGAAGGAGCACUGGAAACAGCACAAAUGGGAGUGCAAGUGCCACGAGGUGGACACCAAUGAAUUACUGGGCAGACAUUUGGUUGCCACACGAGACAUCCGAAUGGGAGAGCAAAUCUUGCGGGAGGCUCCUGUAGUUAUUGGUCCUAAGGUGGCAUCUCCUCCCAUUUGCCUGGGCUGCCACAGAAAUCUGCUGGCACCAGAGAAGCGUUGGGGAAACUUUCACAAAUGCAGCUCCUGCAGUUGGCCGAUGUGCAGCAUAGAGUGUGAGCAAUCUCCAUAUCAUCAGGAAGAGUGUCGUCUAAUGGCUGCCAGCAACUUUCAGUCAAAGAUCAACUACAAUCCCGUGGAGCCGGAGCGAAAAGAGUCCGCCUACUGUGUCAUCAUGUUACUGCGUUGCUUGCAACUGAAAAAGUCCAAUCCGGCGGCCUUUGCCCGACUCAGCGAGCUCGAGGAUCAUCUCAAGGAGCGCCUCGACACGCCACUCUACCAAGUGCUGCGUGCCAAUCUCAUCACCUUUAUUAAAACUGUCCUCGGUCUGCGGGAUUGGCCCGAGAUGGAGAUCCUGCGCAUCGCUGCGAUCCUGGAUACCAACGCCUUUGAGGUGAGACAGAACAGUGAGCGAAGGAAAGUACGAGCCCUUUUUCCGAGUGGUGCAAUGAUCGCCCACGAUUGUGUGCCCAACCUACGACAUCGAUUCGAUGACGACAUGAACAUUGUCUUCCUGGCCAAGCGGAAUAUUGCAAAGGGCGAAAUUCUGAGCAUAUCCUACACACAGGCUCUGAGAAGCACCGUCCAAAGGAGGCUGCAUCUUAAGCAGGUCAAGUGCUUCGAUUGCACCUGCGCCAGAUGCUCGGAUCCGACGGAGCUGGACACCUUUGCCGGCUCACGCAUGUGCGAAAAGUGCAAAGUGGGAAAGUUCAUCUCAUUGAAUCCUCUUCAAAACACUGCCAACUGGAAAUGCCAAUUGUGUAAUAUUGUCAAGAGUGCCAAGGAGGUGCUCACUCAAGAUGCCAAUCUGCAACAGGAAAUUGAAGAGCUGGACAAGACAACUCCUGAAGCUCUAGAGGACUUUCUUUAUCGCCAUCGCGUGGAGUUGCAUGAAACAAAUACUCACAUAUUACAGGUGAAAUACGCACUGACUCAACUGUAUGGAAAUGCGCCAGGAUUUGCUAUGGAAGAACUCAGUGAAAAGUCGCUUCAACGCAAAAUGGAUCUUUGUGAGGAACUGUUGCAGCUUUCGAAUCUAAUCGAUGGCGGUUGGAGCAUAUUUCGUGGCAAUUUGUUAAUUGACUUGGAGGAUGCAAUUGUGACGCAGGCAUUGCACUUAGAAGAUGCCACUGAGUGCCAAGCGAAACUUAAAAAAGCCGCCGAGUUGCUAAAGGAGAUUGCAAACAUUAUGAAAGAUGAACCGGAAAUGCAACAAUUGUUAACGGAGCGCCAACUGAUAUUGAAUUCAGCUUUGAGUCGUUUUUCGAUCGCUGUUGAAUAAGUAUAAUUUACUUGAUUCGUUUUCAGACACAUGACGCAUAUUUUUGGAUUAUUUAUUCUAAGAAAUAUAUCAAAUACAAAUCACAAUAAAACGCGCA
Messenger RNA from Drosophila innubila, 1756 nucleotides. RefSeq names its product SET domain-containing protein SmydA-8 (gene SmydA-2). The transcript is spliced from 3 exons. The record is from RefSeq and is a predicted model, not a curated record. Gene Ontology annotation, molecular function: protein binding. Lineage: Eukaryota; Metazoa; Arthropoda; Insecta; Diptera; Drosophilidae. The coding region runs from base 76 to 1659 and encodes 527 amino acids.